UUUUGAUUGAAAUAAUUUUUGUUUUGAGAUAAACGCGUUAUGGCCUCUUAUUUUCUGGCUGAAAAGCAGCAAUUCAAUAUUUUUGAUGAUAGUACUGUAAUUUCUCCCAAACUUUUACAAAAUGAUUCAACAACUUCCUUUUCAACAAUUACAUCUUGCCCUGGCUCUUCAAGUUCAUGGUUGGUAAGGCUAUUAAUUAAAAAUUUAUCUGAUUUAGCAAAAGAUAAUGAUGACCAUAUAUCUGUGUUUUUUGUUUCGUUCAUUGAGAAUAAAAACUUUUGGGAUACGGCAAUGAGAAAACUAAAUGUUAAUAUUUCUUUUAAAAAGUCUUCAAGAUCAAAAUUUCAUUUUCAUUUUAUUGAUUGCUUUACUGAUUUAUUCACAAAAAAACUUUCAAUAAAUGAUUUAACCGAUCUAUCAGUAAAAACAUUUUUUGUGAAUUAUAUUAUUAGGCAGAUUUUGGCAAAAUAUGAACGUUUUAGUUCUAAUUCAAAAAUGGUUAUUUUUAUUCAUAAUCCAGAGAUUUUGUUAUCUUCGACUAUGUUACAAUCUCUUACUUUAUUCAAUUUAAUUCUCACAGCAAUAAAAUUGACCAAAUGCAAACUUCUAUUUCAUGUAUCAAACCUUUCUCCUAAAUUGGCUGAUUUUAGUAAUUCUUUAAAUAAUGAUAAUUCUCUUGAGUAUAAAAUCACUGAUUACAUUUCGAGAUUACAUUAUAUUUCUAAUUUCAACCUUCAUAUAACUCCAUUAAAAACUGGAGCUGCAAGUGAUAUUACUGGCAAAUUAUCGGUAGUUAAUGGUUCUAGACCAGUUGUCGAUGUCAUAUCAAAAAAUGACCAAAGUUUGUCAAUUGUUGAAAAACAGUUUCUUUAUUUUAUUAAUAAAGAUGGAAACCCUGUAUUUUAUUUUAUGUAGUGUGAAAUAUGAAAUAAAUUCAAUUUUUAUAAAAUAUAAAUUACAUAAAGUAACCGAUAUUUUGCUUCUGGUGUCAUAAAAGUAAACCUGUGUCUCAAUCCAUUAUUUACAUUUUAUUUCAUCUAUAAUAGGGCAAUACUAUUCUUAUUUUUAAUUAUAAAUAUAAUUAAAUAUUCAUACUGUCGAAAUGGAAAUAAAAUCAGUUGAUAAAAGAAAACACAAAAUAUAAAAACAAAAAUAUCUAGAAACAGAAAAUAUUAGAUAAAAAGUAGGUAUCACUAUUAAUAAAAAUAAAAAAAACCAUAGCCCAAAAAACUUGAAAUUCCAACCAAAAACAAAGACCAAAACAACUGAAAAAAAAUUUAUAUAGAAUAAGUACAAAAGAAACUUUUCAUUUUAUAUAUUUGAGGAAACCAGCACAAUUAAAAUUUUUUAAGAAACGGGAUAUGAACGAAUCAGUUGAAAAA
This is a messenger RNA of Ascoidea rubescens DSM 1968, 1382 nucleotides long. It is a transcript of the gene ELP6, whose product is annotated as Elongator subunit ELP6. The transcript has a single exon. The record is from RefSeq and is a predicted model, not a curated record. Gene Ontology annotation, biological process: tRNA wobble uridine modification. Lineage: Eukaryota; Fungi; Ascomycota; Saccharomycetes; Ascoideales; Ascoideaceae. The coding region runs from base 40 to 915 and encodes 291 amino acids. Gene Ontology annotation, cellular component: elongator holoenzyme complex.